AAAAGUCACCAGUGGGACCUCGGCGGUCCUGUGCCUAAUUUUAUCCGUUAAAAAAACGAAUCGUUUCGGGAAAUGGUAUUAUCGGAAGCCCAUCAAUGAGACGCUCCGCCUCUACGGCGCUGGCAACCGUAUCUAACAGAUAGAGAGUCCAUGAGUAACCAGCUAGGUGGGGGUGCAUUAAGGAAAUUAUAAGAGGAAAUUAUAAGGCAUCGCUGAUGACGUACAUAUCGGGAGAAUAAUGAUAUAUUACAGGCGGACUUUUACCUUUAGAAGAGGACACUGUGUUACUGCUUUGUAAAACUGGCUUUUAAAUGCCAUCGUCAUGUAAGGAUUACAGGACUGAAGAUAAAUGAGAACUCCAACGAAUUCCGUUAAAAUUCCUUUUAAAAGGUGGAUUAAAGAAGUAUUUUACAUCCACUAAGAGCAGUAAAGGAACCGUCAGAGAAAAUUGAUCCCCACUAUAACGUCCCUCAAGAAAAGAUAAUCAUCACACCCAUUAUGACUGGAACCCAGAGCCCGCUGCCAUGCUGCCACUCCAUGUGGGUGGGGGGGACUGGCUCAGGGGACAGGGCAGCUGGAGGUCUCCGGACAGCAUUCCCAUGGUUCCACUCUCCAGCCAGUAUGGAAACAGAGCAUGGCAGCUUAACCACGAGCCAGACAACAGUCAGAUACGAAUUAAUUUGCCGAAGGAUUCCAGUACAUUCCGCCAUGAAGAGCAGCCCCCAGGGACACUGCGAAUGGGUGUCACAUCAAUGCGACGGAGAGGAACACUGAAGACAGGUCUACUGCCAGGUGGUAAUGUAGCUCUGGAGAAGAUUGGCCUGACCGAAGAAGACGUCAGGGAUGAGAUCAUGAGCGAGGAGCAGGACCUGGUGAAAGAGCUGGUGACCAUGUCAACGAGGGAAUGUAUCCAGGCCAUCCGAGACCUACCCAUGUGCAUGGAAGACAAGAAAAAUAUCCGGAACCAAGUACUGGCAUCAAAGUCUUCUAAGAAGGGCUUCUUGCUCACCUGUUCUGCGGACUGUUCUGAGCAGAUUUCUUUGUCUCUCCGCAGGUGUGGCGUUGGCUUGUCGUCGGCCAGGCAGGCCGUGCGGCUGUGGCAGGGCACCAUGAAGGAGAUCGGGGGCCGUUUUGGCACCAGCGUCCUGUCGUACUUCAGCUUCCUGAAGUGGCUGCUCAUGUUCAACACCAUCUCCUUCCUGGUCAACUUCGGCUUCAUCACCAUCCCGCAGCUGGUGCAAACCUCAGGGCGGAGCCCUGAUGUACGCUUCACAGGGCUGGAACUGAUCACCGGUGCUGGGUAUUUCAAUCAGACAGUAAUGUACUACGGUGGCUACAUAAAUGGGACGAAGGACAGUGACUUCAAGUACAACAUGCAGCUGGCCUACUUCUUCACCAUCGCAGCCUACCUGGUCUUAUGUGGAGUGUCUCUUAUCUACAGCAUGGCCAGGUCGUUCCGGAGGAACUUUGUGCUCUCGGACCUGAGCUCGGGCAGCGCCUGGCGUCUCCUGUGCAGUUGGGAUUUCAGCAUGGUCAAUGAGAGAGCUGUACGACAGCGUAAGAAUAACCUGCGGGUCCAGCUUAAGGAGUCUCUUUCGGAAAUGAUGCAGACAAAUUUCCUGCCUGUGUCAGAGAGGAUGAAGCAGCUUGGAAUCCACCUGUGCACCUGGGUGGUUUCUGCGGGGCUUGCAGCCGGCUCCUGUGCUGCCAUAUAUUACCUAUGUCAGUACAACCUCCAGCAGAUCAAAGUGUCUCAAAACCCUGGAAAUCUGAAGGAAGAGGCCUCUACUCUACUUCUCCCAUUCGUGGUGUCCCUAUUCAACCUCGUCAUCCCACUCCUCUACUCACUGCUCAGCAAGGUGGAGAAUUACUCCAACCCUCGCUUUCAGAUCUACGUCAUCAUCCUCAGAAAUGUCUUCUUAAAGAUGUCUAUUCUCAGCAUCCUGUGCUUUCAUUGGGUGAACAACGUGACUACAAAUGUACCAAUGUGUUGGGAAUCUUAUGUGGGACAAGACUUGUACCGGCUCGUGAUCGUCAACUUCUUCUUCUCCAUAUUUGGCUCAUUCUUCGGAGAGUUUCUGCGCAGAAUCAUCGGAACCAGGUGUAUGCCAAGCAUUGGGAUUCCAGAGUUUGAUAUUGCUACAAACGUUUUAGACCUGAUCUAUGCACAAACCCUGACAUGGUACCUUUCUUCCAACUAUGCAUCUGUUUGUAUACACGUAUACUUAAUCACAUUUGGUAUCUUCACAAUCCGUCUCUUCACAUCCUCUCACAUCUGUCCAUUAUUUUUUCUCUUCAGGAUUGGCAUUUACUUUUCCCCACUUCUGCCACUUAUACAGAUGAUAAAGUUAUUUCUUCUGUUCUACUUGAAGAAGGUCAGCCUAAACAGGAACUGCCAGCCCCCCCGCCGGUCCGGCCGUGCUGCCCAGAUGCAGACCAUCUAUAUCGCGCUGCUCUUCUUCCCCUCCUUUGUGGGGGCGCUGUCUUUGGUGGCGUACACAGUGUGGUGCCUGACGCCCUCAGACAGCUGCGGGCCUUUCCAGGGCCUCAACACCACCUUUGAGGCAGUGUCCCUUUGGAUGGAGGACACAGCCAUCAUCUCAGAAUUCUCUUGGGCCGUGUGGAUCUACAGCCAUAUGAUUAAGAGCGAGCUCUUCUUCUUCCUUCUUGCCCUGAUCUUCCUGGUGCUGAUAUACUUUUUUUGGCAAAUAACUCAAGGACGCAAAAUGUUGAUUAUUCUUCUCAAAGAACAGAUCAUUAAUGAGGGCAAAGACAAAGCUUUUCUGUUAGAGAAGCUCAGGACUUUUCAGAAUCUUUCCUUGGUUCCCUAUCAUGCAGAGAAUGUGCAUGGACCUCAGUACUUUGAGAGGACAUAUCAGACUGAAUCAGAUUACAGUGAAGGCUAUCAAAGAGGGGCUUGCCCUGAAGAGGACACCCCUCCUUUUGCUUCCAGUGCUCUGAUGCAGGCUAUGAUGGCUAGACGGCAAGCGGAGGAAGAAGAUGAAGAGUAUUAACAGCUCCGGUUCAUUAUAUCAUCUCUCCAGUGAUAUUUAUUAGUUUUACUUCAGUUGUAAAGCAGGGGGUCUUUCUUGAGUGGUUUGCUCUUUAAGUAACCCCAUUGCUAAAGGGUGCACCAGUUCUUCUGCUGUGAUUUUACUUGAAAUGCUACCAGAUGUCAAAAGUGUUUAGUUCUCCCCACAAACAAAAGCACUCCAUUCCUAGUUGCCCAGCCUUUAAAUAUCAUAGUAAAAAAAUGAGACAAUUUGAUACUUUCUUCUUUUAUACCUGAUCUUCUUCAUGAUUUCAGCUGUUAUCAUUUAACUUCAUAUUCCUGGCUCCUGUCUGCUGCAAGGAGGUUCCACACUGCAAAAAAACGGCAUCACAUAUCAGGUCUUCAGAUCUGUGUAAAAUGAUAAGACACUCCAACCAACCUUGACAGCUGUGGACAUGCAAUAAAUUAAGCAAGGCGUGAAGGAAUAAAUCCCACUCUCACUGCAUUACAUUCUCCUUUAAAGCUAAUUAAUUCAGCUGCUAGAGAAAAACAGUGGCAGCCUUAAAUGGUAUGUCAGACAAUGAACGCUGGAGAGCAUCUUGAUUAAAUCACUCAGUAGCCAAGUAAUUAUUUCCAGAAAAGAUUAAAGGGUGUAAAAGAUAAAUUGUCUACCACAGGCAUAUUACUCUAAUAUAUAUUAGAUAAAAUUGUUUGUGCAUCUGUGGUCCUGCAACCUCUGAUACAAGUACUGACAUAUAAAACCUCAAUCUUGUAGUCCAGCAUAAGAAGGUCGUAUUCAGCCUAGUAAUGAUGGAAAGAUAGGUGUACCUAUAUUCAGAACGUGCAUUGUGGCUUUAAUUAUGUAGAUCACGUCAUUGUUUCGUAUUCUUAUUGUAAAACACAUUCUAUUGACCUACCUGUACACUGAUCUAAACAGUGUAGUUCUGUAAACUGUAAAUAUUGUAGCAUUAAAAUGAAUAAAACGAAUCUUAAGAAA
This is a messenger RNA of Paramormyrops kingsleyae, 3989 nucleotides long. The record is from RefSeq and is a predicted model, not a curated record. Lineage: Eukaryota; Metazoa; Chordata; Actinopteri; Osteoglossiformes; Mormyridae.